AUGACUGAAGGCGACAAGAACUUCUACUUCAAUGCUGAAAGACUUAAUGUCAAACAGACCAGUCUCAAGUUGAUCAACAAACUGGCUAAAGGAAAUAAGUACAACGAAGUUCCACUUAUUGUUACUCCUUUUAUGUCAGAGAGGUUCAAUGCUCAAAUUGUUCCUUAUCAAGUUCAAGUGGCUCAACAACAACAACAUCAACAACAACAGCAACAAGACCAGCAACUUCAACUUCAACUCCAACAACCACCUCAACCUCAAGAUCAACAACAACAACAACAAUCACCACAUCAUACCCCUGAACAAUCACCAGUUCAAUCACCAAUCCCCCAACGACAAUUUCCAUCAUAUGAAGAUGAGCCUCUACCAUUUGACUUCUUUGAAGCUCAACCAUCUUCAUCUGCACCCACACAACCUACUGCUCAACCACAAUACUCUCCACCAAGUCAAUCAACCUCACAACCACUGCCAUCAGAUUCUGCUAUCGAUCCUGAUCUUCAGGCAUUCAGAGAUGACUUACAGCCUGCCAGCAAUGAACCUGACAACACACAGGUUCAUAACCCUGCUGAUGAUUCAUUUCAGCCAACUGUCUCUUCUCCAAACACUUCAACCAACACUACUUCAAAACCUGUUAAGAAGGUUGCCAGAAAGAGGAGUUUAAGUAGUUUGAUGGAUCAACCCGCAGCUCUGUCUUCUCAAAAGAAACAAAGAGGAACAUUGGUAGUAUACACUGGUACAGCUGGAGCUAUGAGUGAACCGAGAGAUGAAAGGCAAACACCGAGCGAUACACAUGCACGUGAGGCUAGUGAAACAGCUUUGAGUGUACGUGAGGAAGACAAUUAUGAUGCCUUUCCUAAGGAAAUGGAUGAUGAUGAUGUGUUUGAUGCCACUUACUGCCAAAAUCAUGAAGAUGGUGCAUUUGAUGAAGCUUAUGUGUUCCAGACUGAAGAGGAAGUUGUGGAUCAAGAACAUGAGGAGCUUGUGAGAAAGUUUAAGCAGGAGAAUGAAGCUAGAAAGAGAAAGCUCAGGGACUUUCAAAAGCUUCUGGAGGACAAGCUCAUUACUGAAGAGGAAAUCAAGAAGGAAAAGCAAAAGAUCUAUGAUGCUGCAUGUGUGCAGAAGAAUCUUGAUGUGAAACAUAAAGUAUAUACAUAA
Daucus carota subsp. sativus is the source of this 1155-nucleotide messenger RNA. RefSeq lists its product as uncharacterized. The record is from RefSeq and is a predicted model, not a curated record. NCBI's taxonomy places the organism in Eukaryota, Viridiplantae, Streptophyta, Magnoliopsida, Apiales, Apiaceae. The transcript is spliced from 4 exons. The coding region runs from base 1 to 1155 and encodes 384 amino acids.